Molecule: messenger RNA, 1768 nt
Organism: Xenopus tropicalis (tropical clawed frog)
Lineage: Eukaryota; Metazoa; Chordata; Amphibia; Anura; Pipidae
Gene: slc47a1
Product: solute carrier family 47 (multidrug and toxin extrusion), member 1
Exons: 17
Coding region: 60-1748 (562 amino acids)
Biological process (GO): xenobiotic detoxification by transmembrane export across the plasma membrane; transmembrane transport
Cellular component (GO): membrane
Molecular function (GO): antiporter activity; xenobiotic transmembrane transporter activity
Source: RefSeq, a predicted model, not a curated record
GCUUUAGGCUGUUGUGGGAUUUAGCUAGCUUGUAGAUAAACUUUUGUUAUUUUAUCCAAAUGGAGCAUGGUUCCUGUGGGAAGAGAGAUGAAGAAAAUUCUUUAAAGCAAGAUGUUGUUAUCUGGCUGCAGAAUAAAUAUCACAGUUUAUUACACAGAUUCCGUCAGUGUGUCCCAGCCAACUCUGCAGGAGAAACAAAGCAAUUGUGUUGCUUAGCAGCUCCAUUGAUUUUAGCACAAUUCCUAUGUUUUUUAAUCAACGUUGUCAGUGCCAUAUUCUGCGGUCAUCUUGGAAAGGUGGAACUAGACGCUGUCACACUGGCCAAUGCAGUAAUCGCAGUGACUGGGCUUUCUGUUGGACUUGGACUCUCUUCAGCUUGUGACACUCUUAUUUCCCAGAUAUUUGGAGGUAAAAACCUGAAGCUCAUUGGUAUCAUCCUCCAACGUGGCAUCCUUAUUUUGUUUCUGGCAUGCUUCCCAUGCUGGGCUCUUUUCAUAAACACUGAAAAUAUUCUGCUUCUCUUCAAACAAGACCCAAAAGUAGCUAGAAUGGCUGAAGACUAUGUUCUUGUGUUCAUUCCUGGCCUUCCAGCUGCAUUCUUGUAUCAACUUGAGGUGCGAUAUUUGCAAAAUCAGGGGAUAGUCUACGUGCAGAUUAUAGUCAGCUUUGUAUCAAAUAUCAUCAACUGCAUUGUAAACUAUGUCUUCCUGUUUGUGCUGAGACUUGGAGUCAUAGGAUCUGCUUGGGCAAACACCAUUGCUCAGUUUUCACAGUGCCUGCUAAUAUUCCUUUAUAUUCGGGUGAAGCGGCUCCAUGUGAAUACUUGGGGAGGUUGGUCCAUUGAAUGCCUACAAGACUGGAGUUCCUUUAUUUCCCUGGCUAUACCAAGUAUGUUGAUGGUGUGCAUUGAGUGGUGGACCUAUGAAAUUGGCAACUUAAUGUCAGGUCUCCUAGGUGUGGUGGAGCUUGGAGCCCAGUCUGUUAUAUAUCAGGUGGUAACCACUGCAUACAUGAUCCCCUUUGGAAUAGGUAUGGCGACCAGUGUGCGAGUGGGAAAUGCACUUGGUGCAGGAAAUAUUGAACAAGCAAAGACAUCAACAACAGUUGCCUUCCUUGUCACAGCUGCUGUCAUCUUUGUAGACAUACUUAUGCUGGCCUCUUUCAAGAAUCAGUUUGCAUACAUAUUUACCAAUGAUCGACAGAUCUCUGCUCUUGUUGCUCAAGUCAUCCCUAUAUAUAUUGCAUUCCAUCUCUUUGAAUCCAUUUCAUGUGUCGCAGGGGGCAUUCUAAGAGGAACAGGCAGGCAAAAGAUUGGUGCCAUAAUCAACAUGGUUGGCUAUUAUUUGAUUGGACUACCACUUGCUGCUGCCCUGAUGUUUGCAGUCAAUAUUGGCAUAAAGGGUCUUUGGAGCGGAAUGGCCAUUUGUGGGAUUUUUUUGGUUGCAUUCUUUACUAUUUAUCUUUCAAGGUUGAACUGGCAGAAUGUCUGUGUAGAGGCACAAAAAAGGGUAGGAAUCACAGAAAAGGAAGCUGCAUCUUCAGACAUACAAAUCAUAUCAGAUGAUAUCAGAUUAUCAGACUACAGCAAUAGUCAGAAAUCUCAGGUGACUUUACAAGAAGAACCAGCUGCUUAUGGAAAAGCUCUACAAAUAAAUAAGCUCAUAGUGCGCCGUGGGCUUGCCUUGACAGCGAGUAUUGCUGUGUUACUGCUGGGAGUUGUGAUAAAGCUCUGGGUAGCCAUAGUAUAGUAAACCAUUCGUAAACACGU